AUGUCUAUCGGCGUAGCAAUCAUUGGUAGUGGCAUAUUUGUGACGGAACAGCAUUUGCCUGCAGUCAAAGCAAGCUCAAACCUCACUCUCAAAGCCAUCUUUUCACGAAGCCUCAAAUCCGCCACAGCACUCAAUGCCGGUGUCGACCUCUACUCUGACGAUUCAGGCAGUGGCAAGACCUACCACGACCUCCUCCUCCGCGAAGACAUCCACGCCGUAAUUCUCGCCCUUCCUAUCCUCACGCAGCCCGAGUUCAUCGAAGCAGCCCUCAUUGCAGGCAAGCAUGUCUUAUCCGAGAAGCCCAUCGCAGGCGAUGUCAAGCGCGCAGAACAAUUGAUCAAAUUCUAUAAGAGCGACAAGGUCAAGAAUGGCGCGACGUGGGGUGUCGCUGAGAAUUUCCGCUUCUUGGACUCUUUUGUGUUUGGGAAGAAGGAGGUCGAGAAGCUGGGCAGGAUCUUGGGAUUUAGGACGACGAUGUUUACGCAUGUCAAACUUGGAGGAAAAUACAUUGAAACUGAGUGGCGUAAGAAGCCUGCAUAUCAAGGAGGCUUCCUCCUGGAUGGUGGGGUUCAUUUCACAGCUGCUACGAGGAUGCUUUUGGGAGACUCGGCAAAGCCUACGUCGUUGACAGCAUACACGCAUCUCCUCCAAAAACAUCUUCCACCUGUUGAUACGGUUGACUCGAUAUGGCAGACCAAGUCUGGUAUUUCAGGAACAUUCUCGGUGUCUUUUGGUACUUCGCUAUCGGGCAGCGCAUACACCGUGGCUUGCGAGAAGGGAACUGUAACCGUCAACAGAGGAAAGGUUACUGUCACUCUGGUGGAGGGUGACAAGACCACAGAGACCGACUUCAGUACCGAGGGUAGUGGAGUCAAGCAGGAAGUUCUGGCUUGGGCUCAGAGUCUGGUUGACGGCAAGCCUCUCGAGACACAGUCUCCCGAGGAGGCUUUGAUUGAUUUGGAGAUUCUGGAGAAGAUGCUGAGGAGUGGUGAGCAGAAUGGAAAGGCACAAACCUUGCAAUAUUAG
Molecule: messenger RNA, 1026 nt
Organism: Cadophora gregata
Lineage: Eukaryota; Fungi; Ascomycota; Leotiomycetes; Helotiales; Ploettnerulaceae
Exons: 3
Coding region: 1-1026 (341 amino acids)
Biological process (GO): NADPH regeneration
Cellular component (GO): cytoplasm
Molecular function (GO): oxidoreductase activity; nucleotide binding
Source: RefSeq, a predicted model, not a curated record